CAAAGAGGAGAGAGAAUCUGAAAGUGAAUACUAUCUAAUGAUUAUCUUCACAUCCCAUUACAGAUCAGGAGAAAGGCAGAGAAACACCCAGCCUCCAUCAUGAGCAGAAAGAGGAGAAGAAGUUGUAAGGGAAGGAAAAGUUCAGAUACCCAAGAAAACGAACAUUUGCCAAACUUCUGCAGAUGCCAGCAAAAUGGAGAUGUUGAAAACAGAGCAGGCGAGGAUCCAUCAAAAUCUACUAUGGAUGAAGCCAUGGACAUUGAAGAACCUGAUAAAAACAGAAAUUCUUGUAAAUUAAAGUGUGUGAAAAUAGAUGACAGAGACCGCUUUGAAAAUGAAGAACAAGAUAAUACAUGUGACAGUGCAAAAGAAGGAAAACAAGAAAAAGAGUGUCCUUUGGGUUUUCCUGGUGAGCAGGAUGUCUUAGCAAUAGUCAACACUGAUAAAUCAAGAACCACAUCAAAUGGAAAAGCUACCAUGGAACACAUUUCAGAAACUGUACACUGUCAUCAGUCAGAGAAUGUAUUUGCUGCAGAAGUGAAAUGUGGUUCCUUCAAUGUGAAAGUAGAAGUGAACAAAAAUUCAUUGUUUAAUACUGGAGCAGGAUAUAUGGCUGAAAAAUGGAAAAGCCAUAAGAAAAGAAGGUAUCAUAAGAAGCAAUGUUGUAAGUUGCAGAAGGCCUGUAAUCCUACUACUGCUUUUUCUGGAAAACAUGAUUUACCAUCAAAAUUCACGAUCCAAGUUGGCAGUGACCAAAAUCCUUCAGUGAAAGUAUCUAUUGGUGGGAAGGAAAUAAAGGUAAAAUAUAUCAAUAGGAAGCAGAAAUUAACAGUCAGUAUUGAACCUGGUGAUGAAAAAAAGAAAUGUAGUCAAGCUUGCAGCUCAAAUUAUAUAAAUGAAUUUGCUCGGGAUACUGAUUAUUCGGCAACAGAGGCAUCAUACAAUUCAGAUUUUGAAUCAGACUUCAGUUUUCAAGAUAAAGAAGAAUCAUUCACAAGUUACAUAUGCCCAGAGUGGUAUACACUUAUUCCUCCACCAGAUGAGUUUGCUGACUCUGAGGAGACUACCACAACUGAGGAUGUUUCCUUAAGUCUGGCAGAUGAUAAGAACGUAUCUGAUACAGUCUCAGUUGCCUUAAAUAAUGAUGGCAGAAGUGAUUUGAGUCAGAAGAAAGAUGGUGAAAUGAUGGGGUGUGCCAACGCAAAAGAUUUCUGUAAGGACAUGUGUUUUUCAGAAUUUAGUUAUACUGGGGAACCUCCUCAAGAAGAUUACAGUUCCAGAGAAACCCAUUUUGGAAAUAAACCUAAUCGAAUGAGUGAUAUGCACCAAAUAAGGAACACUAGCCUGACUGAUACAAGGAAUAUUAUGGUGGUCUCACAUAUGGAAGCAAGCACCUCAAGAAGAUACUCUUUCCCAGCCACUUCUGUUGAUAUAUUGUCAUCAUUCUCUCCUCGAAGAGAUUCAGGGUUUUAUUCAAUGCCAUCUUUAUCCUUAAAAGUCCUACCUAAGCCAGGCAAAACAUCAAGUACUUGCACUAAGAGCCACCAUGCAACUAUCAGCAGUGCAGAGCUCUCAUCCAGUUUCACAUCAUUGCUCAGUAAUCUCAGAGAUCUUAAAUCUUCAUGCUCCUAUGCCUUCACCUCUUAUGACUAUGACAUGACUGUAUACCAUGCUGAGCUGGAAGGAAAACUAAGCAGUGCUUUUUUCAUGGAUCAUUGUUUUGAAUUUAUGGAGGACUGUAGAGAAGUUGACCAAAUGGCUGUGGAAGAUUUUCAAUCCCUUGCUAAUUUCAGUAGAGAACAAAAGGAGAAACGUAGAUCAAGUGAACCUCUCAUACGAUUAGAUAUGUUUGAGGAAUAUACUGGGCUUGCCAAAGGUGGGUUUGGUAGUGAGGUUCAAAGGGGCAAUCACCAUGAAGUUCAAACCUAUGGUGAAUUAGAAAACAAAGCUCCAGUAUAUCAAUGUGGCUUGAUUUCUAGGCACCCAUCAAGUUCAAGUACAGAUCAGAGUAACAUUUUUACUAAAGUUCCUACAGAUGGCAUUCAAAGUGAACACACAUUUCUACAACCUGAUGGAAAAACUCAGCAAAACCCUAAAGAAUCUGAAGGGAUAGCAAAGAAACGUCGAGGAUCAGUUAUGACUGUAAUAACUGGAGAACUAGAACGGAAACUCAUUAUUCGAGCUGACAAUAAGACUAUUGCAGAUUCUUUAGACGUAACAAUGAAAAAAGAGUCCAUACGGCCCUGCAGCAUAAGGGAAACUUUUAUGUCACCUCUAUUGGAUGUUGAGGAACCAGAACUCGAUAAUGACUUCCAGAGCUUUACUACAGUGCAGGAAAUGUCUGAAAUCAUCCACACACAUUCUAUAUAUGAAGAUAUUUCUGCUCAGGCCACUUCAGUUUCUAACAAUGUAGAAGAUGAGCAACAUUUGGUUGGUACGUUCCUCACAGAAGCACCAGAAAUGGAGUCCAGCAGCCAAGAUGUAUCGCUAUCCAAUCAUUGUAAAGCACAUUUAGUAGAAGAUGAAAUGCCAGAGUUGCUCAAGCUCAGCUGUGAAAAUCUUGAAAUGCAAAGAGAAAUAAAGGUGGAUGUACACCAGAAUCCAGUCACAUUAUCGCCCAAAAUCCAGGUCCAACAUGCAGGAACAGCAUUAGAAAACACAAACAUAACCUUGUCCAGUGAGCAAGUAUCAAGAGAUGAAAGCAUUAGUGAAUGCAUUCAGGAAGAACCCAUCGAUCGCUGGGCCUUACGAAGGAAACAAUUCAAAAACAGCAAAAGGGGGAGUUCAGCUGGAGCAAGUUCCAUAACCAGCACUCUCACAGAAGGAUCAAUAAACUCAGAAGAUGGUCGUUCGCUGGAUCUAAGUCUACGUAGUGAAAGUGAAGAGAGAGGUUUCUAUACCGAGAUCUUCCAUUCAACUUCUUGGGUAUUCAGAGGGGAUGAUGCCAGUCCAGAUAAUAGCCCCAGGUGUCUAAGCAAAAGGCCUAGGCCAGUAGCUGUUCGUGAAAGAACUGUGAGGAUUGCAAAAGGAACUGGGGAUUACCCCUGGGGAUUCCGAAUCCAGUUUUCAAAGCCAAUCUUGGUGACAGAAGUGGACACCAACAGUGCAGCAGAAGAAGCUGGUCUCCUGAUUGGAGAUAUUGUGAUGGCUGUCAACGGCACAGAUGUCACCAGUAUGCCACACUCGGAAGCUGCAACUCUGGCAAGAAAAGGUCCGGAUAUCUUGACCUUGUUGGUUGGCUCUGAUAUCAGUCGUUGCCCCAAUACCCCUCGUCCAACAUGUCGGGGAUAUCUACAUAAAAGGACGCAGUCAGGUUUCCUGAAGGGCUGGAGGAAGAGAUGGUUUGUGCUAAAGCAUGAUGGUUGCCUUUACUACUAUAAACACAAAAAGGAUGAAGGGAAGAGUAGACCCUUAGAAGUGACCAAGUUAGAAGGGGCUGAAAUUGGCAUGGACAGCAGCCUUGGCAAACCUUUUGUAUUUAAGUGUAUUCCUCAAACGGGAAACAGGACUUUCUAUUUCUGUGCCACAUCAAACCAAGAGAUGAAGAGAUGGCUAGAGGCAAUGGAGAAAGCUGUGCAUCCUGUUCAUCAGAACCAUGUAUGGGUAGAUGUGACCAUGCACAACACGAGCCUUCCACCACUUGCUAUCAAAAACCCUGAAUGCCUGGGACUUCUUCAUCAACUGGACAAAAACAAGGACAUGUGGGUUCAACACUACUGCAUCUUGAAAGAUGGCUGUUUAUACUUUUAUGCCAGCAUACGCUCUACACAUGCCCUUGGUGGGAUAUACUUGCAGGGAUACACUGUGAGUGAGCAGGCCCUUGGCUCCAGGAGAUCUGUGAUUGAAGUGAAAGCACCUUCUGAGGAGUUUAAAACUUUCUAUUUGUGUGCUGAAAGUGUGAAUGAAAACAAACGGUGGAUUAAUUCACUGAAAGCUUCUGUCAGUAAGUGGCUUCCAUUAAACCAGGCCAUUCAAGACUUCAUGAACCGGCCAUUGGAGGAGACCAGGAUGUGAUGGCAGUCUAGCCUCUUGUGUACUAUUUCAGAAAGAGGAAGCUGGUACAAGCGAAUGUCUUUAUUGAAAAAUAAUAUAGUAACAUUUGACAAUGGUGUGGGCUACAACUCUCAUGAGUUACACAUUACACAAUUUUGUAAACAUUAGUAAAUAAACAAAAAGUCAUGCACUUGAA
This is a messenger RNA of Anolis carolinensis (green anole), 4189 nucleotides long. RefSeq lists its product as uncharacterized. The transcript has 12 exons. Gene Ontology annotation, molecular function: protein binding. NCBI's taxonomy places the organism in Eukaryota, Metazoa, Chordata, Lepidosauria, Squamata, Anolidae. The record is from RefSeq and is a predicted model, not a curated record. The coding region runs from base 100 to 4014 and encodes 1304 amino acids.